CGUUGCCUUGCUUUGCCCUCCGCGGUUCACCCCACAGCAGUCGCUUUACCUGCGUGCCAGGCCCUGUGCCGAUAGCCAGGGACACAACGGGCGGCGCAUUCCUUGCCCUCGCGGAGCGCAGAGCCCUGAGGGGAGUCGACGUUAAGCGGGGUAAUCCCUCGGCGCGCAGUGAGGGUAGAGUGGAAAAAUCUUACAAAGAGCACAAAACAGAAGGCGCGGAGCUAGUCGGAGAGGUCAGGGAGCCCUCCCUGAGGAGGUGAAGUUUGGGCCGAGGUUGGAAGACUGGAGAGAAUUAGGAUUGUGGGACGGAGAGCACUUGGCGGGGCCUUACCCUGGGACUUCUCGGCCGGGGCGAUUUUGCUUCCCUGGGGACAUUGGUCGAUGUCUGGAAACAUUUUUGAUAGUCACUGCUCCAGGGCUUGCUACUGGCAUCUAGUGUGAAGAAGCCAGGGAUGCUGCUACACAGCGAAGCCGCCAACAACAAAGAAAAAUCCCCCAGAAGUUGGCUCAGAUAACUGUGAUGGCCAUGCAGGAGAAAUAUCCAACUGAGGGGAUCUCUCACAUCACUUCACCAAGUUCCAAUGUGAUUCAGAAGGGCAGUUCCCUGGGGACUGAAUGGCAGACCCCAGUUAUCUCGGAGCCCUUUCGGAGCCGCUUCAGCCGCUGUUCAAGUGUAGCUGACAGUGGGGACACAGCCAUUGGUACAUCAUGCUCAGAUAUUGCAGAGGAUUUUUGCAGCUCAAGUGGCAGUCCUCCUUUCCAGCCCAUCAAAAGCCAUGUAACCAUUCCAACAGCCCAUGUGAUGCCUUCUACUUUAGGGACCUCUCCUGCCAAGCCAAAUUCUACACCUGUUGGACCCUCUUCCUCCAAACUCCCUUUGUCAGGGUUGGCUGAAAGUGUGGGAAUGACAAGAAAUGGAGACCUCGGUGCAAUGAAACUUUCUCCAGGCCUAUCUAGAGAUCUCGUGUAUCUCUCUGGUGCUCCUGGAGAAAAUGGAAUUGAGCAGUCCUGGUUUCCAGCAGUGGGCCAUGAAAGACAAGAAGAGGCGAGGAAGUUUGAUAUUCCUCGCAUGGACUCUACCCUCAAUCAGUCGGCAGUGAUGGAGACACUUUAUUCAGAUCCUCACCACCGAGUCCGCUUCCACAACCCAAGAACCAGCACAAGUAAGGAGUUGUACAAAGUGUUGCCUGAGGCCAAGAAGGCACCGGGCAGCGGGGCAGUGUUUGAGCGGAAUGGACCACAUUCUAAUAGCAGUGGGGUCCUCCCUUUGGGACUCCAGCCUGCUCCCGGGCUCUCCAAGCCGCUGCCCUCUCAGGUGUGGCAGCCGAGUCCUGACACUUGGCAUCCCCGAGAGCAAUCUUGUGAACUCAGCACUUGUCGGCAGCAGCUGGAAUUGAUCCGUUUACAGAUGGAGCAAAUGCAGCUUCAGAACGGAGCCAUCUGCCACCAUCCUCCUGCUUUUGCUCCUUCACUGCCCAUCUUAGAGCCAGCACAGUGGAUCAGCAUCUUGAACAGUAAUGAACACCUUCUGAAAGAAAAAGAGCUUCUCAUUGAUAAGCAGAGGAAACACAUCUCUCAGCUGGAGCAGAAAGUGCGAGAGAGCGAACUGCAAGUCCACAGUGCCCUCUUGGGCCGCCCUGCCCCCUUUGGUGAUGUCUGCUUGCUGAGGCUACAGGAAUUGCAGCGAGAAAACACUUUCUUACGUGCACAGUUUGCACAGAAGACAGAAGCCUUGAGCAGAGAAAAGAUUGACCUUGAAAAGAAACUCUCUGCUUCUGAAGUUGAAGUCCAGCUCAUCAGAGAGUCGCUCAAAGUGGCGUUGCAGAAGCAUUCUGAGGAAGUGAAGAAACAGGAAGAAAGGGUCAAAGGUCGCGAUAAACAUAUCAAUAAUUUGAAAAAGAAAUGUCAGAAGGAAUCAGAGCAGAACCGGGAGAAGCAGCAGCGUAUUGAGACCUUGGAGCGCUACCUGGCUGACCUGCCCACGCUGGAAGACCAUCAGAAGCAGAGCCAGCAGCUUAAGGAUUCUGAGUUGAAGAGCACAGAGCUGCAGGAGAAAGUGACUGAGCUGGAGAGUUUGCUAGAGGAGACCCAGGCAAUCUGCAGAGACAAGGAGACUCAACUGGAAAGCCUGAAGCAGAGAGAAGCGGAAUUUUCCUCUGCUGGACAUAGCCUGCAAGAUAAACAGUCUGUGGAGGAGACCCGUGGAGAAGGUCCAGAAGUGGAAAUGGAGUCCUGGCAGAAGCAAUAUGAUUCGCUCCAAAAGAUUGUGGAGAAGCAGCAACAGAAGAUGGAUCAGUUGCGCUCACAAGUACAGAGCCUAGAGCAGGAAGUGGCUCAAGAAGAAGGAACAAGCCAGGCCCUGAGAGAGGAGGCCCAGCGAAGGGAUUCAGCCCUGCAGCAGCUGCGCACAGCCGUGAAGGAGCUUUCAGUGCAAAACCAGGACUUGAUUGAGAAGAAUCUGACGCUCCAGGAACACCUGCGCCAGGCCCAACCAGGGUCUCCACCUUCACCAGACACGGCCCAGCUGGCACUUGAGCUGCAUGAGGAGUUGGCUAGUUGCCUUCAAGAUCUGCAGGCUGUCUGUAGCAUUGUGACCCAGAGGGCCCAGGGCCAUGACCCCAAUCUCUCCCUGCUCCUAGGCAUUCACUCAGCACAGCACCCAGAGACUCAGCUAGAUUUGCAGAAGCCAGAUGUGAUCAAGAGGAAACUAGAGGAGGUUCAACAGCUGCGUCGUGACAUUGAGGACUUAAGGACCACCAUGUCAGACAGAUAUGCCCAGGACAUGGGAGAAAACUGUGUCACACAGUGAGGAAUUCUGGAGGAUUCCCCCAGGGAGGAUCUGGGCUGCUGAGAGCCUAGUCCAGCAGGUUUCUGCCCUGACAUUCUCUUGUCUGCUGUUCCCAGAGAGAAGUGUCAGAGGGGAGGGGAGAGCCUGCAUCUGGGGGCCAAGGGCUGAUUAGGGAACUGUCCUACCCCACACUGGCAUGUUGUAUUACGUUUGUCCUGCUAAUUCACUCUCGAUGGUGAGUUACUAAUUAACUUUUGGCAGGUACAACAGAUAAGUCCUCACAAACUGUUCCCAGCCCUAGGCUGACAUCAGAGACGAACAGGCUGUCCACCUUUCUUCAUCCAAUGGGAUGGAUCCCUGUUAACCCCCACUUCACACCUUGGUCCUGCUGAUUAGAGAGCUCAUCAGAGGGGCCUGGAAAGGCCGAGCAAGUACCAGUAACAGUGACCAUUUAAGAAUUCUCAGGCCCCGUGUGCCAGCCUUCCUGGGAACACUGAGCUGGCUUUCUGGGUUUUCUCAUGCCUGGUCUCACUGCUUCUUCCUCAGGGCUCUUGUUCUCCCAGAAGCCUCAGGGUAGUGUGUUGGUUAGCACAUAACUACUAGGAUUGGGGCCCUAGGGAUUAUAGCCGGGACUCUAAUCUGCCUACCAUGCCAUUUAACAAGAGAUCCCACUCUCCAGCUGCCUUGUGUCCCUAGGGCCCUGGCCUUGUGUUUAGCACAGCCCCUUUCUCCUUUGUUCUCAGGCCUUCCAGGUAGCCCCCUUCCUGGACUUAAGAGUGCAAACUCUUCUCUGUGGUUCUAGCCUUGGGCAGAAUUAUAUCCCAAAGACCACAGAGCAACUGUCAAGCUGCUUAACCCCUCACCGAGGGCUACAGCCUGUGCCCAGCCCUUUAAUUUGUGCCUCUCUUGUAUUGGGGGUGGUUGGGGUUAUUCCUUUCCCUUUCCUUGAAAGUUCAGAGUACCCAGUACAAGUCAGCUUUAAAGUACAGCUUUUUUUUUUUUUUUUUUUGGAGACGGAGUCUCGCUCUGUCACCCAGGCUGGAGUGCUGUGGCCGGAUCUCAGCUCACUUGCAAGCUCCGCCUCCCGGGUUCACGCCAU
Molecule: messenger RNA, 3887 nt
Organism: Rhinopithecus roxellana (golden snub-nosed monkey)
Lineage: Eukaryota; Metazoa; Chordata; Mammalia; Primates; Cercopithecidae
Gene: CEP85
Product: centrosomal protein 85
Exons: 14
Coding region: 521-2809 (762 amino acids)
Cellular component (GO): centrosome
Source: RefSeq, a predicted model, not a curated record